Molecule: messenger RNA, 1029 nt
Organism: Caenorhabditis remanei
Lineage: Eukaryota; Metazoa; Nematoda; Chromadorea; Rhabditida; Rhabditidae
Exons: 7
Coding region: 1-1029 (342 amino acids)
Source: RefSeq, a predicted model, not a curated record
AUGGCAUCGAGCGGACCACGAUGGGGUUUGUAUCCGUUAUUGGCGGUGGUGGCCGUGUUCGAAUUCGCACUUGGUGGAUCUCACAUCGCCUAUUGCUCCCCUCUAUUCUUCCUAUUAUUCCCAUUUAUUAAUGCGACUUUCGGGUUGGUCACAGCGUUCCACGCCAUAUUUCUGAGGUACCCCAAUCGAUGUGACUUCUACCUACAGCUAACAUGUUCAUCAAUUGGAUUCUUCUUUUUCUUCUCAUCGUUAAUGGAAACUUAUUGCAUCAAUGAGUUUAAAUACGCCGACGAGACAAUAAAAGACGGUGUCUGCCACGGGUUGAAAUAUCGAACCAUAGCGAUGGUUGGGUCUUGCAACGAUCUUCUUGCAAAUCUACAGUUGUCGAUAUUGGAUAAAUUGGGAUGGGAGCCGAAGGAACGCGAAUGGAUCCGAUUCUUCACUUCAAUAUCGUUGACCAUCUUGUCUGGAACUCAACUUUUAAUUUGUACUUUUCUCACAUUUUAUAGUGCAGUGGAGACAAAAAUCCGUCUCUACUCAUACCACUAUCAAGUGGUCAUAUCCAUCUUUCUCAUCGUCGUCUCCUUCUUCCAUCUCCGCUAUUGUUGCACAUUUUUCUUCCUCCAUCUCCCACUAGCCAUCGGUCUAUUCUCCCUGCUUCAGGGCGUCGUCUCCUGGCGUACAAAGUGUCAUGGAUCGACGACACGGGCGGUGAAUAUCGUGGGCGCCGCGUUCGCAGUCCUUCUGAAUGCGACGACGAGUUUCGGAAUAUUCUGUUGGUUCAAUCGGAAUACAGUACCCCAUAUGAUCACUCGUCACUGUCAUUGGCUAUCCCAUCGGGAGGCUUACUGUAUGCGUGUCGUGCAUUUCACGCAUCCUUAUAUCGAUUGGUUACCACAAGAGACUGAAAGAGAGAUCGCCGCUAUUCAGAUCACCGUCCACACCCUGCUAUUCAUCUUCUCCUGCAUCCAAUUCGCCAUUUCAAUGCGAUCAGCAUUCUCAACCAAAAAACAAUAUUUGUACUAUUGA